This is a messenger RNA of Fraxinus pennsylvanica, 801 nucleotides long. The record is from the annotation of a GenBank genome assembly. NCBI's taxonomy places the organism in Eukaryota, Viridiplantae, Streptophyta, Magnoliopsida, Lamiales, Oleaceae.
AUGACCCAAGAAUGGCUGCUUCUUUGCUGCGACUCCAUUUUCACGAUUGAUGCUUCAGUGUUACUGGAUGACACACCAAAUUUUGUUGGAGAAAAAACUGCAGCGCCAAACUUGAACUCACUGCGGGGAUUUGAAGUGAUUGAUGCAAUAAAAGCUGAUCUUGAAUAUGUUUGUCCUCAGAUUGUGUCUUGUGCUGAUAUUCUUGCUGUUGCUGCCAGAGAUUCUGUGGUUUUGUCCGGUGGUCUUGGAUGGGAGGUACAAUUGGGCCGGAAAGAUAGUUCCAGUGCUAGCAAAGCAGCAGCCAACAACAAUAUCCCAGGCCCAAAUUCUGAUGUGCCCACACUAGUAUCCAAGUUCCAAAAUGUUGGGCUCACACUCGAAGAUAUGGUUGCACUAUCUGGUGCGCACACAAUGGGAAGAGCUCGAUGCUCGACGUUUAGCUCUCGAAUAAAUGGCAACAACAACGAGAACUCACCAGACAUUAAUUUGGAGUUCUUACAGUCCCUCCAGCAACUAUGCUCAGAGUCUAAUUCCAACACAACACUUGCAGAUCUUGAUCAUAUGACUCCAUCAAUGUUUGAUAAUCAGUACUACAUCAACAUUCUUUCGGGUGAGGGUUUACUUGCAUCCGACCAGGUGCUAGCCACAGGCGAUGACAGGACACGUGAAAUCAUCCAGACUUAUGUGGACGAUCCAUCUACAUUCUAUGAGGAUUUCAAAAAUUCAAUGCUGAAAAUGGGGAGCUUGGUAUCUGUAUCUAGUGGUGGAGAAAUUCGUAGAAACUGUAGGGUUAUCAAUUAA